Messenger RNA from Zootoca vivipara (common lizard), 8353 nucleotides. NCBI's taxonomy places the organism in Eukaryota, Metazoa, Chordata, Lepidosauria, Squamata, Lacertidae. The record is from RefSeq and is a predicted model, not a curated record.
GCCUACAAAGGUCCGUAUAGUUAAAGCUAUGGUUUUCCCAGUAGUGAUGUAUGGAAGUGAGAGCUGGACCAUAAAGAAGGCUGAUCGCCGAAGAAUUGAUGCAACAUUUAAAAGGACAUAGGCACUAAUUGAAUUCCAAACUCCUACUGUCCCAACGCAGCAGGGGCACAGACAGUUCUCGGCCGCUUUGGGGUGAAUCGCAUUUCUUACAAGCCUAAUUCUCAGUGGUGUUUUGGCUUUAUGUUUCAGGGAGGAGUCCUCUUGCUGCUGCAUCAUCAAUUCACCGGCAUUAAGGUAACAUUUCCACCCUUGUGGAGACGUGUGGAUUGUCUCAACAGCCUCUUUCGACUGGCCCCAGUUGGCACCAGCCAGGGGAUUCCUCCUUUUUGCUGAGGGGAAGGUUGGAGAGAAAAUGGCCGCCACACAGGAAGUGCCUCCUCCGGCGCUGGGCCUCCAUUUUUUGUACCCGUUAGAAGACACGCUGCCGCCACGGGUGAAAAUGGAGGAGCCUGGGCCGCCAUGCCCCGAAGCAGGGUGGGAAUGGGACGCCGCAGGGAAGGCCCCCCUCGUCGUCCAGGCCGGCACUAUUAGCGACUUGCUGAGGUGGGCGACCCCUCCCCAGGUGAGGAGCGACCCCAUCCCGCAGCUGUGGGAGGUUCAGUGCCAGGAGAUGGUGCAGACCCCCGUGGCAGUGCCGCCCCCGCCACCUGCCUGGGGGAACCUCCAGCUCCCCGAGCUGGCGCCCGUGGACGACAUUGAGGCCUACCUGUCAUCCUUCGAGCGGGUGGCCGAAACCUGCCAGUGGCCGAGGGGAGAGUGGGUGACCCGCCUCAUGCCAGCCCUCAGCGGGAAAGGCCAGCCACCCCACAACGGCCUGGACGCCAGGAGCAGCCGGGGAGACCACAGGAAGUCCAAGUCCUCCGGCCUGCGAGGGGAGGCCGGGCCCAGCGUGGAGAUGCAGCGCCAGCGCUUCCGGCAGUUCCGCUACCAGGACUCGGAAGGCCCUCGGGAGGCUUGCCGGAGGCUGAGGGAGCUCUGUCGCCGCUGGCUGAAGCCCGAGAGCCGCACUAAGGAGCAGAUCCUGGAGCUGCUGAUCCUCGAGCAGUUCCUGACCAUCUUGCCCCAGGAGAUACAGAACUGGGUGUGGGAGCGUGGCCCAGAGACAUGUGCCCAGGCGGUGGCACUAGUGGAAGGCUACCAGAUGGGACGGCGAGAGGCAGGCAUGUGGGAGCAACAGGUUACAGUACGGGUGAAAGUUGAGCAGGUAAGCCCGCAAGAGAUGAUCUUGCCCGGAGCGCCAUGGGAACCUCCUGCCCCACUGCUGCCCCAUCUCGACUGCUUAUCCUCAACAGAAGUAACACUAAACCAGCCUCCCCUCAUCCCUGCUCUCAAGAUGCCCUGCAUCCCCAAACAGGAGCCCCGAGGACUUCAGGAAACAGCAGGUGCCCUGAUGGUAAACGGGAGCCGAGAGGAGAACCCUCUGCAGGGAGGUUCCAUGGAAAUGGAGCCUCACAGGGCGUUUCCUUCCGGGAAUUCCCAGGAGAACAUGGCGGCUGAAAACCGUGGCAGCGAGCGAGCUAGCCAGCCUCAGGAAGAGAGGUGCGGUGAAACGGGAGAGAAUCCGGCUGCACGCCCUGCCCCUGGCGGAGCCUCCCACCCAGCAGGAAGGCCCCUCCACCGGUGCUCAGAAUGUGGGAAAACGUUCAGCCGCAACUCGCACCUGCUCACCCACCAGAGGAUCCACACGGGGGAAAAGCCCCACCAGUGCCCCCAGUGCGGCAAGCGCUUUGGCCACACCUCCCAGCUGACCCGGCACCAGAGGACCCACGCCUCGGAAAGACCCUUCCGCUGCGCCCAGUGCAGCCGGAGCUUUUACCAGAGCUCGGAGCUGACCAGGCACCGAGCGUCCCACGCCAGGGACCGCCCUUACGGGUGCAGCCAGUGCGGCAAGAAGUUCCGCUGGAGCUCCGACCUCAUCCGGCACCAGAUCACCCACACGGGAGAGAGACCGUACAAAUGCCCCGAGUGCGGGAAGAAGUUCGGGCAGAACUCGCACCUCGUUCGGCAUCGGAGAACCCACACGACUUAGCGGGAGAUCUUCCCCCGACGGAAGUAAAUCCGAAUUGCCCGGCUCUGAGAAUUCGCCAGGGGCCAAAGCGUGGACCGUGCUCACCGCCAAGUUUGGUGCCCUUGUGGGCCAGAUGACUGGUGUCCCUUCAGCUUGAUGUCUGCAGAUUAUCUGUCAGGGAUGGCUUAGUUAGAAUGAAUUCUAUUUACGUGCAAAGCAGGAGGGACAGUGUGGCUGGUUUCUGGUUCCCAUUUUGUUUCUCGCUAGAAGCUCCACAGCACAACCAGACUGAGCGGUCCAAGAAGAUGCCCAGUCUUGCUUGGCUUGGCUUCUUGAACCAAUAACAUUGUGGUGGCACCAGCUGAAUGUCUCUCUCUCUCUCUCUCUCUCUCUCUCUCAAUUUUUCUCUUUUUUAUAGGAAAGGCGAUAGAUCUUCUAGUCCUCUAGACAGGUUUAUUGUUACAUAACACAGCCUGUAUUUCCGUAUGCCAAGAUCAUACCUUUGUAGCAAAACAAAAGCAAUGUAUUUUUUAGAGAAGACGGUCCGUUCUGUAUUUGGGGAAGCGGGGAAUCUUCAAAACAGUGGAGAUCCCUCUUGGGGAAGCUGCUUUGGUACUUUGUUUUUUUCUGGGUGGUGGUGGAAAUUACAGCUUUGAUAAACAGGAGAGUUGUCAACAUAGGGUUUCACCGGUACGGGAGUACACAAAGAGGAGGUGACAAUGAUGGCACUGAGAAUCUGGGUGUCUGGACGUUCAGGUAACAGGAGCUCUUCCCUGCCUCAAAUGCUUGGGAUUGGCAGCUGGCAUUCAAAGGGCCCCACAGGAUUUCCAUCUGGUCCUCAGCAUUGCCCCCCUGCCUCAGAGAAACGCCACCCCUUGCUACUUGCACACCUUGGCCUUUUCCUCCAAUGUAGCAAAGGGCUCUUCAUGUUCUGUGCAACAGAGGAUUUUCCCAAGCUGUUUCCUUGCUUGACUAGUUUGUGAGCUCCCUUGUGUGAGUCAAAACCCAUGCAAAAUUGGGAGUGUGAGCAGGUGACGUGCGUAAGGAAAGCAUUCCUGCCAAGGCCUCUGCUUGCUGUUCACACUCUGGGGUUACAGAAGGGGUUAAAGAGCCCUUUACUGGUGAGGAUGAGCCAGUGGGAUGAGGCCAGUGCUGCUAGCCCUUCAGUCCUUUCUUAGCAUCGCCCUGUUGAAAAUGAGGGACUGUGAGUAUGAAGGGCCACAAGAGGGGGUAAGGGGAAUCUCCUAAAAUCUCUUUGAGUUACUGCCAUUUUCAGAGUCCUGCAAAGCCCAAUCAGAAAGCCCAGAAUUCCUAUUCAUGAUUGUAGUCCAGUGUCUUCCAAACUUGGGUCUCCAGCUGUUUUUGGACUACAAUUCCCAUCAUCCCUGACCACUGGUCCUUCUGGCUAGGGAUGAUGGGAGUUGUGGUUCAUACACAGGAGACCCAAUUUUGGGAAACACUGUUCUAGUCCACCUGCUGUCCACUCCACAUGAUAGGCAAGGCUUGGGACAGUAUAAUACUUUAUUAUUAUUAUUCUCGUGUGCCUUCCUUGCUUCUCUCCUCUUCCAGCUAACAUCCAGCUAGUCAGUGAUUGCUCCACUCUUCCCUCAUUUAUGCAAUUUAUGCAAACCCCUCUACACCCAAAUAUAUGCAAAUAUGUUUUGAUUUGCACAAACCAUACCAGGCCCAGGCUUCAUUUUCUCUUCGUGCAGAAUCUUUGAGUCUUCCCCUUUUAAAAAACAAAAUUAUGCAGCUCACAGCAAGCUGCUGUUAUCUCAAAACCCAGCUUUUACCUUGUGGUAAAUGCCUUGUGGACCUGCUAGACCAGUGGUGGCCAAACCUGGCCCUCCAAUUGCUUAGGGACUACAAUUCCCAUCAUCCCUGACCACUGGUCCUGUUAGCUAGGGGUGAUGGGAGUGGUAGUCCAAAAACAGCUGGAAGGCCAAGUUUGGGCACCACUGCGCUAAGACUGUCAAGUCUCUCAGGGCGGCUGUGAAGCUGAGAGAUCUUAUUUGAAGAUUUUAACAGUGGGUAGCAGGAUCACCAAGUCCUAGACUAGUCAGGUAGUGAAGAGGGGAGUGUUCUGCUGGUAUAAACAUCAUCAGAGUUGUACCAAUGGGUUGGGAGGACUCUAGAACCCAUAGAGUGGUGGUCAACUAACUCGUGGUCUCAUUGGAGACCCAUUGAAGUUAACAAACCCAAGUUAACCAUGUCCGUUAGCUUAAAUUGGUCUGCUUGGAGUAGGACUUGUGUUGAAUACCACCCCUAGUAUCAGCCAUGUAGGACCUUAUUAGGUCAUUUUGACAGUCGUCAUAAGCACUGAAGCGAAGUCCAGGCAUCGUAAGUAACUCUUCUGGGAAUGUUCUUAUAAUACUUGGAUCUCCAAACACCUCAUCUAUACUCCUCAUUUUAUACCAACAGUGGUUGGGCAAGUAUUGAUGAGGAAUAAUUUAGGGGUUACUGCAGUAUGUGACAAUUCAUUAGCCCAGAUGAAGUGGGGUGGAGGUUGAUAUCUAGAAAGUGGGCCAGUGCCAACCAGCCUGGUUUCUUCCUGCGGUUUGGGUGCCAACCAGCCAGGGGAAAACAGUAGUCGGGCACUCUUGACUUCCAGGAGAGUGGUUUUGUGUGUGUGCAAAAGCCAUAAUUUUGGAGCUGGUUUUCACAAUUUUUGGAGUAAAACUAGAAUGCCUGGAGUCAAAGCGUGAUUUCCCACUUCAUGAACACACUUGAACUUGUAUCCCACACCACCAAGCCAGACUGUUAAGCAGGGCCGUCUCGAGCAGGUCGGGCGCCCUGGCGCUGAUGCGCGGAGAUCGCUCUGGCGCCCUCGCAGCGCGGCUUCGUCGCGCAGCGCCCCCCCCCCCCGGCGGCCUGGCGCCCCGUGCCACCGGGAGUGCACCUAGAGCCGGGAGCCGGGCCUGCUGUUAAGCUCACCAUUUCAUACUUGGUUGCAAGAGAGAAUGCAAGGUGUGUGUUGUUGGUGGGUGCAGGUCUGUGCCUCCUCAUAGGCGAGCAGAGACCCACAAAUUUGAGCUGGCCUUGGUAGCCAGAAUUUGCACUUGCUUUACUUUUCAUCAUAAUGGGGAGAAAUGUCACGCUGAGCUCUGGAGGCUUUUUCAGACCUAAUAAAUACCAGAGGGACAAGCCACACAGACACACCCUUCUCGGAGGGAACUUCCUCAAUGCUCUUCCAAGAGGCUCCACAUGAGGUCCAGGAAGAUCCCCUGCCCUUCUCUGAGCUAAGAAGGCAGAAUGAUCUCCCAGGUUUCAGGCCUAGGAUAAUUCCAAGACGCUGAGUGCAAUAAAGUCUUAAGUGCAAGACGGUCUGAGGACUCUGUCCUGUACCUAAGUGGGGAUUUCGCCAGAUUACAAAAACAAUGGUGUCACCUGCGGAGGUUCAUGCACUAAGAACACUAAGGGAGUGUUAAGAACACUAAGGGAGCGUUCACAAAAAGGAAGGGCAACUGGCCAGUUUAAUACAAACACUGGCUCUGCUCCUACCGAAAUCUGCCAGGCCUUUAACAAGACCUAAAUUCCACCUCAUAGUCAUUGUUGACAACCCAGUUAUGUAGUAAUUCUUUGUAGCUUUAUUUUAUUUUAACAUUUCUUCAGUCCUGGCUACUUGGAGGCUGACAGCCACUAGCAAAGUCUCUGCCAUUGUAGAAGGGAGAUUUCCUCCCACAAAGUCCUAACACCAAAAAGCAGAAAAGCAGUAUCAACCAGUACCAUGUUUGUUCCUUAGGGAUAAGGUUGCCAUUGUUCCUCGUCUAGCUAUUUGAUUAUGAUUCUAUUAUUCUAUGAUUUGAGCAGGAGUGAGGAGCUAGCAGCCUGCAGGCCAGAUCUGUCCCACCCCCACAAGCCUUUCCUACUAGAAACUGAAUAUUGGGGCUAGCCCAGUUGGGCAGUUUCCUUUAAAAAAAAAGUUGGAUUUUAUUUUCAUUUGUAUGGAUUAAUUUGAAGAAAUUAAACAUCUCACAUUUUUGUUUCUCUCGCUGGGUUUCUUUUUCUUUUUACAAGUUUCAUGAUACACUUUUAUUGGAAGGAUGCCUUUAAAAAGGAAUGUCGUUCCUAUUUUAAUAGUGCUUUUUUGUUACUGGAUGGGAGGCUAUUCCUUGGUGAGAGUUGCCCCUCUCACUCACUCUUGUUAGCAGGGAUGUGCAAAUUAAAAUUCAGCAAUAACUGAACAAAACCUGGAAGCUUUGCUGGUCAAGAAGCUGGAAAGAAGGUCAUCCUCAAUAUUUGAAAUAUAAAGAAGCCCUGGGCAUUGAGGCCACUCUACUGUUAUAGUGGGGUUUACACUCAACUAGUAUAAAAUUUGUAUGCCAAUGUACACAAAUACCGGGUAGUUAAGCUGUACACUGGUAGUUAUUCACAUGUAACAGUCAACAAGUGUACAGUUUGUGUACCCACGCCUAUACAAAGUGAGGGGUGUUGAAAAUGGGGUUUGCCUAUGAGCCCACCCACAUUCACCUCCAAAAUAUCUGACUAUGACUUGAUUUGAAAAGGAGGUGAUUCUUCAGCGAGUUGCUUGGCAGACACAGCUACCAUGUCAUUGUUUGGAAAUUUCUGUAGCCUGUCCCAAACCCUCGCCACCUUUUUGCAGCCCUGGCGCAUCAACAGCCUUGAGAGGGCUGAAAAUGCCCAGCCAACUAGUAUUAUUUAUCAAAUUUUUAUGCUACCUUCAUCUGAAGGUCACAGUGCAGUUCACAACAGCGGCCUGUCUUACGAAGAAUGGCAUUUUGGAGGGCUUUUCACAAGAUAACUCCCCUUCAUCACCAUCAGGUAUGAUGGGGUGGGGGUACGAGACACUUUGGAUAAUCGGGGGGGGGCAUGAUGUUAGGACACAACUUAUCAGCACCCAACUACAGUACAGUUUCCAGGAUUAUUUUGUGGAAGUCAUGGCUGCCCAUAGUGUUUUAAAUGCAUAGAGCGGGUGUGGCCAAGUUGGUGCUGUGUGCUUUUAAUGCUGAGCAGCUUUGGUCUUAGGGGCAAAUGCACCGAGCAUUGAAACCAAUGGGAAUUCUUGUCUCCUCUUCUGAAGAACCUCCAGCCUGGGGGGUUGGUGUUGCCAGCUAACACAGAGCCCUUCUCCAAGGGCAAAACGGGGCUCUCUUAAUAUUUGGGUCCCUCCAGGCCCUGCUAUACAGCUUUUCUGAAACAGACUUUCUUGGGAGGGUUUUGAGCAAAGGUUGGCUGGCCACUUGUCAGGGAUGCUUUAGCUGAGAUUCCUACAUUGCAGAGGGCUGGACUAGAUGACUCUGGGGGUUUCUCCUUAAUGUGCCUUCUUGCCUGCAAGGCCACGCUCACCCCUCUUCUCCUUAACUUCUGGUUUAGUUAACCCAGGGAUUCUGAUGCCACUCAUGUUUCUGCCUUCUAACGUUUUGCACCCACUGUGCCACCUUGGGCACCUACGGUAUAAUAAUACCCUCCUGCUUUGGUGAACACAGGAAAUAAAACGUUGGUUGAAGUCCACAGCCAGGGCCUCAACUUAUCGACACCGGUUGUUGAGCCCCUGGAGUUCUUUACAGAAAUGUCUGGAGGGCUUCCUCCUACCUCCAGCUUUGCACCUUCAACACAUAGUGACUCUUCGUCUUCACCCAUUCCCUCCACUUUCUCCAAGGCAUUUGAUUAAUACCCAUCUUACCAAACUCCCCAAAGGUAACAUAUUGAGGGUGAGGCUGUAAAUUUAGUUCAGCCUACAUAAAAAUACGCACAACAUAAUACAGUAGGUUUGUUGAAAUAAACACAGGAACAGACUUCAAACAACAACUUGGAACAUGAAAAGAAAAGGGAAACCUUAGCCAAUCUAAUUCAGACCAGUCUAAUAGGUGAGAUUAAAAAAUGGGAGAACAAGGCUAGAUUAUCAUAAAUAUAUUUCUAAGCUACCAGACCCUCCAAUUGUCUAGGGACAACCCCAGAUUUACAGAAGCCAUUCCGGUUUCCAAUUUGAUUCUGGAAUGUCCCGUUUUUUCUUAGGACAUUCGGGCCCAAUCCCUGUUCUGAAACUUCUGUCCGUCCACUUCAUUCAUAGGCCCUCAGUUCCAGUAUUACAACCUGUCAUUUAUAGCACAAUCUUCUUAUUGCCUCAGUCCCAAGACGCUUGUUGGUGAGGCAGGAGCCGGAAAAGUAGCAGCAGCCAUAAAUACCGGAGUAGCUCUGGCAAUAUGCAGCAAAUUAACUAACAGCAAGGUUAACUCACAGCAGGAUUAUGGACCAGUGGUACCAAGUAGUAUGGGAAACAGCCUUACUAGAAAAACUAACCAACAAGCUGAAACUAGCACGGGG